Pristis pectinata (smalltooth sawfish) is the source of this 5836-nucleotide messenger RNA. RefSeq names its product interferon-inducible GTPase 5-like. Gene Ontology annotation, molecular function: GTPase activity; GTP binding. Lineage: Eukaryota; Metazoa; Chordata; Chondrichthyes; Rhinopristiformes; Pristidae. The transcript is spliced from 3 exons. Gene Ontology annotation, cellular component: membrane. The record is from RefSeq and is a predicted model, not a curated record. Bases 525 to 1745 code for a protein of 406 amino acids.
GAAUGUCAAAAGGUGUGUACUUGAAUUGCCUGGACAUUAAAUUCAAUGGGCCAAAUACUGGAUAAUGAGAUUAAUAUGAAUGGGUGCACUCUGGUCAACGUUGACAGGUUAGACUGAAUAUCCUGUUUGAGGGAUGAAUGUCUCUAAGACCUUAUGGCCCACUGCAGGGUGUCAAAACUCUGAUCUCGCUGAAUCACAGUAUUUCUGCAUCUGCUCAGAUUGUCUUCUAUUCUCGCAACGUAUUGAUGGUUGGGUAUUUGGCGCAGGAAAUACUGAUGCCUGUCAGGCAGUGAUGUAAAUAAUCGGACAUUAUCUUACUGUCGAUGAUCACUGUUUGUCACUUGUGACUGUUACUUUCCACCGAAUGUAGUCUGGGUCUUGCUGCAUGCAGGCACAAAAUACUUCAUUAUUAAAGGAAGGAGCAAAAUCACAUACCCGAAGGAAAAGAGGCUCUCCGAGCACCGAUUGAAGUCCGGUAAUCACUGGAUCGUUACAUACCAGCCAACAACAGACAGAGAUCGAGAAUGGGAGGAGCGAGCUCCAGUGAACAGACGGCGAAGACUGAGACCCCCGCAUUCUUCACACAGGAAGAGCUCAGCAAACUGAAGUCUGAAUUUGAAACAGGUGGGGUGGAAAAAGUUAAACCUCUGAUAGAGAAGAAGGUCACUGAUCUGAACAACACAGAGCUUAACAUCGCAGUGACGGGAGAAGCAGGUGCAGGAAAAUCCGCCUUCAUCAACGCCAUGAGAGGGCUCCGGAGCACCGAUCCGGGUGCAGCUGAAGUUGGGACCACAGAAACAACAAUGGAGCCAAGCGGAUACCCACAUCCCAAUUUGCCCAAUGUUUGCUACUGGGACCUGCCAGGGAUCGGAACUACACGAUUUCCAGCGGGUAAAUACCUGACAAAAAUGAAAUUUAAAAAAUACGAUUUCUUUAUCAUUAUCUCCGCUUUUCGAUUCAGAGAAAGUGAUGCAAAACUUGCCAAAGAGAUUAAACGACUUGGGAAAGACUUCUAUUUUGUCCGCUCUAAGGUUGACCUCGAUCUUUAUUCCACGAGGAAGGAAUACAAGGUUAUUAAUGAAGAAGAAGAGCUGGAAAAGAUUCGGAGCGAUUGCAUCAGGAAGUUGAGAGAGGCAGGGUUCCCGGAUCCAACUGUGUUCCUGAUAUCCAAUUUUGAGCAGGAUCAGUAUGAUUUCAAUGAGUUAAAUAAAGGACUUGAAGGUGAUCUAAAGAAUGUAAAGAAAAGGAUCUUUGUCCUGGCGCUUCCGAACUUAAGUGUGGAAAUAGUUCAGAAGAAAAAUGAGAUUCUGAAGAAGCAUAUCUGGAUGUUCGCAACGCUCUCGGGAGGAUUGGGAGCGGUCCCGGUUCCGGGCUUCUCUCUCGCUUGUGACAUCGGUAUAGUGAUUGGAGCCAUAGUCUAUUUCCGUAAAUGUCUGGGUCUGGAUGAUGCUUCUCUUCAAAGACUGGCCGAAAGGGCAGGUAAACCUGUGGAAGACCUGAAGGCGGAGGUAAAAGCUUCCCUGCUGGGGGAAAUAACCUCAGAUGUAAUUGUAAGGUUAGGUUGGGGCGCUGCUGUUGUUACCGUUUCUGCCCUGGAAUUCGCUCUUGACUUUGUCCCAGUCAUUGGUUCCAUUUUUGGAGCAGGGUCAUCAUUUCUCAUGACCUACAAAAUACUGAGUGCUGCACUGAAGGAUCUUACAGAGAGCGCAGAGGGAGUGGUGAAGGUUGCGUUUGCGUCUGAAUAACUGGUCUGCAGAAACAUCGAUCCAGUGAGUUCAUAUUGUCUUGUGGUUAAUAUUUCGAUGCCGUCUAACGCCAAAUCCUGCUGUAAUUCUAUUCGACAUGUUCACUUAUGUUGUAUUCCUGGAAAUAUUCCUCAUGCAUAUCCUGGGGAUGGGGGGAGGGGGUUCUAAGUUUCAGCAUUUGGGGUAAAACAUGAUGCAAGACUAAAGGAGUGCAACUUUGUCUAUGAAACAUUAAAGUUAAGACAUAUAUGCCCUCAGAAUUGAACUUAAGAGAUCGGUGACUCUAUUUUGAAAAAAAGCUUAUGUGAUUUCCCCACUGCGCUGGCCAAUAUUCAUGUGCCAAUCAACAGCAGUAUUACAGGUUGCCUUAUUAUUAGGUUGCUGUGUGGAAACUGCCGCUCACAGCAUUGAAUGCUUCAAUAUCCCUUCAGUAUCUGUGAAGCACUAAUUAUGACCACGGAAAUUCCACCGGAAACAAAUGUUUACUUCUGGCAGAAGUGUUUGCAUGUUGUCCGAGGAGUAAAAUUUAUAAAUUUGGGAUUCGAAAGAAUCGUUUCCAAUUCCCACACAGGCUGUGCUCAGGCAGUUCUGUAUAUCAAUUGCAAAAAAAUAGUAAAUUUGGCUUAUUCCUGGAACUUUAGAAUUAGAGAGCGGAGGAGGCAAUUAUUCCCCCUCUGACAGUAAAACCUUGGCCCUCUUCCCAAUGAUUGUGACAAACCAUGCCCAGUCCCUCUGUGGUGUCUCUGUUUAUUGCCAAUCCAGAAUAUCGUUAUUGGUAUGGGUUUACCGAAGAGACAAGCCCAAUGGUUUUGGGGGCUUAAUUUGUUUUGAGAACUGGUAGUUCGUAUACUGGUGUAUGUUACCACUCAGGUUAGUGCUGCUCACUCCUAUUGCAUUCCAAGUAGGAGAUAAAGUUCAUCAUUACAACCUGACUCCCAGUGCGCAGUGAACAUAAUCUGAUCACCGAUCGACACCUAGGUUAGUUGUCCAAUGCAACUGAAAACAAUUUCUGUCUUCACUGCAUGAUUCUCCAAGUGCUGACUUUAAACAGUGGCUGCACCCAAGAUGUCUGUCCUGAGUUUGAAUAAGUUUUCUGCAGUUCCUCCGCAAUCAAAAAUAUUGUUUUUUCCACUGAAGGAGCAUCAGAUAAUGUAGCAACUGAGGGAAGUGACCAUUAAUAAAACAAAGCUUAUCACAGUGGGAACUGAAAACCUGUGUUGGAUGUUGACCCUUCCAUCGGUAUUCCCUUUGACAGGCCACACCUCACACAGUCAUCUGCCCAUAUUUCAAUCACCCCAAAUUCUCUUAAACAACCGCUCCUUAUGUCUAGAGCUUGAUAGAACGUAAUAUUCGUAGCAAUCAAUAAAUUCUAAUACAAAUCACUGAUUUCUGCCAGCCUCCAAUAGCUCUCUUAUGGUCACCUACAUUAUAAGAAUGACUAAGUCCUUCAUUGGUUAUAAAUCAAAUUGGCACAAUCAGCUCAGCUCCAAGGCAUGUAAAUGUUAGGUACUGCAUAUUUGUUCUCUGUUAGAAGGCCUGUUGAGUGAGAUAUUCUUCAUGUAAUGGUGAAGGGAAAACUUGCCUGAAAUUCCGGUACUCAUUGUCUGCAAUUUUUACAGAUGUAAACAGCUGUGAGCAAUGAACUGAAAACCAAUACGAGUGAAACUUGGAAAUGUAGAGGGACGUGUAUUGUCUUUAGUUUCAGUCAACAUGUCGAAUUUUGAAUGUUGUUGAGAAAAGCUAGAUCUAAUAUUACUUUUACGAGCACUUUCUUGCGACGGAUCAGUAUCGUUGCUUGAUCAUCGGUAGCUGACCGUUAAGAAGCAUUUUUGGGCAUGGGCAUAGGGAGAUCGAGAGGUGGAAGAACAACAGCAAUGGCCUCCAACCUCCAGGAUAUGACAUACAUCUAUUUCAGUUCGGUUACUUAUGAGAAUACAAAUGGUCGAAAACACUGUAACUGGGGUCUAUGCUUUCUUGUAGCCUUAAAAGCGAAAUGAUCAAUGAUAAACAUUAGUCGAAAGAAGGCACAGCUAGGGGGACUGCAAUAUAAUAAUAAGAAGCACCUUAUAUAAUGCAGCCAAUUGCUUCUUUAUAAAAUUAACAGUGCAGGAAAAAAAGACAGCUGAAACUUGGGGGUAAUGUAUAUAUGCCUCUAACAAUUGGGAUGUCAUAAACAAAUGGUUGAAAAAUCAAGUACCACCCCACCAUCUGUACUAACCUCUGAGGUUUAUAAAAGGACAGAUUUUCACAGCCUGUGUUCAGUGCUCAUUGAUCAGCUAAGUUUCACUGACCUUCAACAGAUCCUCCGAAUAAAAACAUCCUUAGAGAAUUUGACCCAAAGUUCAUGGCAAGUGCCGGCGUCUAGGAGGGUCUUCCAUAUUUAAAUCUCGUUUAAAAUCUUCAAACAGCUGUAGGUAGUUCACCCUGACGCAGAUUCUAUGAGUUUAUCAUGAACACUUCUCGAUGGGGUAAAAGGAUUCAUGACUCAUACAGCACAACAACUAAGAAUUAUUCUAAAAAGUUUAUGAACAGUUAUUUCAAUUAUGAAUUCAUAAUGCAAAAGGCAAUGAAUAAACUAACAACAUAUUCCAAGAUGUCAGAAGAAAUUGCAUGAUAUUGAAAUAAUAAACAUAAUUUUUACAUAUUAAUUGCAACUAAAUUAAACUCACAUAUUAUUCUUUUCAACUCUAAUACUGGGUGUGAAAAAUCCUUUAGGAUCACUUGGAACAAACUGCUCUGGUUGGUACCCGUGCUGUGUCAUGCCUAAUAUCUCUCAAAAUAUUACAAAGUCUUAAGAAAACGAAACUCAGUCUUGAAAAUUGAUUGAAAACCCUCCCUUUAUGAUUGUAUAAAUGUAUCUAGGCUGUUCCACUAUAAGUCCAAGUAUCCAUGAAUUUAGUUGGAUCCUGCCAUUAAUUUUAACUGGAGAUUUGUUUCGAGAGUAAGAGACUUUGAGGACCCUUGUGAAUGCUUACUUGUUGACAUGAGAUUUCUGUGGCAGUCCUCCCACAGAACUCUUUGUGGAAAACAGAUGGAUAAAUUGUAGCCUUGGAUGAGUUGUUUGUAAAUGAAUACUCAUUUCAUGGAUUACUUUGCUUACUCCCUCGUGUAAAAUAAAAAAAAAUAAAUACUGCAGUUGCUGGAAAAGUGAAGAGAAAUCCAAGCGUGGGAGAUACUCAGCAGAUCAGGCAGCAGGUAUGGAGAGAGAAAGAGCUUACAGGAUUCAAGACAAUUCCCUUCAUUUGAGACUGCUUCAAACGUUUUAUCAAACAUUUCAAUGGUUUCUCCUUAUAGAGCGGAUGAACAUAUGGAUCAAUUUCUCGUCAAUGUUGGUUUACCGUGAAUUGAAUGUAUUCUUACUUUGACUAAACCAUCGCAAAAUAUAGUUUCAUUGAUGAACGAAUACAGACAAAACAAUGAAAUACUUUUAAGUAAACACAAUUCUUUUAAUUUUCUCCAAUUAAUUUGAUACUCUGCUGUAUUACAUGGUUCUUUAUUUUGUUAUGGGGAAUCUAGAUGGAUAUAAUUGAAUAAAAUGGUACAGCAUGAUGACCUGGAUAUUUAUGGUGAGCAUUGAGUACUCCCAAGCUUUAUUCCCUUUACUUUCAUCUUCAGAAUAAUUGGCAGGUCUCCAGCGAAGACGUGAUGCGGUUAGCUUUACACCCGAUCCGUCAAUAAUGUUAUUACCAGGAAUGGUGCCAUCAAAGAUGACAUGAAUUUGGCAAGUUCCCAGAAAAUUCACCAAUAACAAACAUAAACAAAACAGCUUUGGAUCACUCAACAGGGGCAUUGCUUUAGUACUUGGUGAAGUGAAGUGUAAUCUAUGUCGGGCCAUAAUGUAUAUACAUUAAAAGACAGGAGUUGUGAAAUCGCUGGGAGUGGGAACAAGGAGAGGAAAAUGAUCCGCAAGAAGCACGUUCAGAAUGGCAGCUGCAGUGGGAUUAACGUGUGGAAGCAUCUUAUACCAGCUGACUGGAAAGCUUCCGCUGCAUUACGGAUUCGAACAGCCGAUUGAAAUCAGUGAUAUGAUAUAUUGUCGUGUUCUUCUGUGAUAAAUUGACAAUGUUCCAAAUGUGUAUAUUGUUGAUUCA